AGAACGGCCGAUUGGGAGCUAUCUUGUCCUUCUUCACCAUAUGCUCUCCCUUCACUCUCUCGUCUUCUUCUUCCACCACUCUCUUCUCUCUGUUUCUCCACAUCUCAGUGAGAAUAAUCUUCACAAAUUUUAUUUACGGAGCUCUUUUGUUUGUCUUAUUAACCUUUCACUAAAACCCUAAUCUUCUCUUGUUAUAUAUCUCGUGAUUCUUGUUUCUCCUCCAAUCUCUCUUCCCCUCUGUACUAACCAAUUGAGUUCCUUCAGUAAAACUUCACUCGUUGGCCAGUUUCUUUGGUUUUCACAAAAAUCUCAGAUUCCAAUUGUUUUUUUUUUUCCUUUCUUUCUCUGCUUUUUAUUUAUAUGACGAACAUUAAUAAGAAUCUUUCUUUCCUCUUCUUAUUUACGUAAAGUUUUUGACCUUUUUAUUCCCUUUAAUUUUGUAUUUAUACAGAAGGUUUAGGUGUUUUACUAUCUUAAAUAUUAAAUCAGAAUAUUUAAUUUCAUUUUCCUCAAUUUCAUAAACAAAAGAGGGACAUAAACAGUGUUACAGUGUACUUGCACACACACUGGUUUUGGUUUUCAACAUCGGCCUUAUUUUUUUCCUCGGCCAAGAAAUGUCGGCUUGCUUAAGCAGCGGCGGCUCCGCCGCCGCAUACAGCUUCGAGUUAGAAAAACUAAAAUCGCCACCGUCGAGCUCAACCACCACGACAACGAGAGCUGCUUCACCGUCAUCAACAAUCACCGAAUCUUCAAACUCCCCGCUCGCAAUCUCGACAAGAAAGCCAAGAACGCAGCGGAAACGACCAAACCAGAGUUACAACGAAGCGGCGGCUCUUCUCUCCACCGCUUAUCCCAACAUCUUCUCUCCCUCCUCGAUCAACCACUUGUACGCUCACAAGAAAACUCAUCAGAAUCCCCACUUCUACGGAUUCGACGAGGACGAGGCUGAGCUGCUUCUACUCUCUGAAUCAAUCGAGGAGCCGGACUUUCUCUUUCUCCCGGCGAUUCAAGCCAGAUAUUCCGAUCAGAAAGAGGUGAACUCCGGCGUGAGUAUCAACGAGUCGGAGGUGAGUCAGUUUGAGUUUUCCGACGAGUUCGACGCGGGGUCGAUUCUCGGUGAGGAAGUUGAAGAGGGGAUCGAUAGUAUAAUGGGGAAACUCGAACCGGGAAUCAAUCGUGGCCGUCGAAUUAACCGGUUAAGUCAGAUCAUGACGAUGAAUAGAGGAUUCAAAUUCGCCGAAAAUAUCCCACUGGGACUUGGACUGAGAAGCGCUCUCAGAGACCACAACGACGCUAACCGGUGGAGAAUCCACACCGUCGAUUUCGAUCAGAUCUCGCCGCCAAUCCAAACCGUCGAUGAUGUGAAGACGGAGGUUAAGAAGAGCAAGAAGAAGAAGAAGAAAGUUGCGGCGGCGGCGUCGACGGAAUCGAGUAAAGAAGAGACGGAGGAGAGAUCAGGCCAUCCGAUGCUGAAGCUCGACUACGACGGCGUUUUGGAAGCUUGGUCUGAUAAAGCGACGCCGUUUCCGGAUGAGAUUCUGGGAUCGGAAGCUACCGGAGCCGACGUCAAUGUCAGAUUAGCUCAGAUUGAUUUGUUCGGAGACAAUGGAGUGCGAGAGGCAAGUGUUUUGAGGUACAAAGAGAAACGUCAAACUCGGCUUUUCUCCAAGAAAAUUAGAUACCAAGUUCGAAAACUCAACGCAGAUCAACGUCCUCGAGUGAAGGUAUCUUCACCCACCUUAAUGCGUGGUUAAAACAUGGACGAUUCGUGAGAAGGCCCAGUGCAAGCCCUCCACGUUGUCAAAGAUAGAUAACAAGGAAAACUUAGCCAAGAUUCUUCCUUUUAUUUUUCCUUCUUAGUUUUUUUAUAAAUUUUGUCACCCUCAUUUUGUUCCUUGAUUUAUAGUAUAGACUUUUUCCUUCCUUAAAUAAGGAUUAUGAAGAAGAUUUUAAUUCAGAGAAAGUGAGGGAUCAAAACGAAUAAUUUUUUCUCUUGUUUUUUGCUUGCAUAAGAAAUGUGUUGAACUCAA
Molecule: messenger RNA, 2030 nt
Organism: Brassica oleracea var. oleracea
Lineage: Eukaryota; Viridiplantae; Streptophyta; Magnoliopsida; Brassicales; Brassicaceae
Product: protein CHLOROPLAST IMPORT APPARATUS 2-like
Exons: 3
Coding region: 615-1754 (379 amino acids)
Biological process (GO): regulation of DNA-templated transcription
Cellular component (GO): nucleus
Molecular function (GO): protein binding
Source: RefSeq, a predicted model, not a curated record